AGGUUUUAGGGGGAAAAAUCGGAACCCUCGAAUUUCAGUAGACCUCUGCUUCGUUUGGCAAAUUGAUCUUCGCUUCCAUUUAUGAUUCUGCGACUGUGAAAAAUGGUUCUAUCAAACAAAAAGUUGAAGCAGAAGCUGAGAGAAAAGCUAGCCGAAUCGUUAAUUGCCACAGUCGCCGGAAAAGAUUCCGUCGGGGAUGUUUCCGGUGAACCGGAUUCGGAGUCUAGGCCACAAUCCCUGAGAGAGCUUUUAGGCGCCGUGAGUCACCAUGGACCUAGAUUGUCCAAGCGAGAGAAACGUAGAGAGUCGCUUACUUUGGUAGCUUCGGAUGAGAAGAACAAUGAGGAGAAGAAGGAAGAUGAGAAUCAGAGAUUGGGAGGGACCAAGAGAGAGARGAAAAGGAAGAGAGAUGAAGAGGGGGCGGAAAAGAGUGCGUUAGAUGGGUCGGCAGAGAAUAAUGAGAAGGCCAAGAAGUUGAAGAAGAAAAAGAAGAAGAAGAAGAAGAAGACGAAGAAGAGUAAUAAGAAGGCAGACAAUGGCGAGGAGGAGAAGGAAAAGCAGGGAGGUGAAGGUGGGAAUGAAGUGGAAGGGCUUGAAGAAACUCAUGAUAAUGUAGGCAGUGUAGUAAUUGAAAAUGUGGCUACAAAAGUAUAUGUUGGAGGAAUUCCAUAUUAUUCAACAGAGGAUGAUAUUUGUAGCUUUUUUGAAAGCUGUGGCACUAUCACCGAAGUUGAUUGUAUGAAGUUUCCAGAGAGYGGGAAGUUCAGAGGCAUUGCAAUAUUAAGUUUCAAGACAGAAGCUGCAGCGAAACGAGCACUAGCCAUGGACGGAGCUGACAUGGGUGGACUCUUCCUUAAAGUACAGCCCUACAAGGGAACUCGAUUGAAUAAAGCAGUUGAUUUUUCUCCCGGAAUCAUGGAAGGCUACAACAGAAUCUAUCUGGGCAAUCUGUCAUGGGAUGUAACUGAGGAUGAUCUGAAGAAACUCUUCUCAAACUGUAAGAUUGCAUCGAUACGUUUCGGCAUGGACAAGGAAACAGGGGAGUUUCGUGGCUAUGCCCACGUUGAUUUCUCUGACAGUGUCUCGUUAAAAACAGCUUUGAAGUUAGACCAGGAGACGAUUCACGGCAGACCCGUCAAGAUAAGAUGUGCAGUUCCUAAGAAAGGAACCGAAAGAGGAGCAGGAGGAGCAGCAGCAGCAGAAACACAUUCAAAACCUGAACCUGUAGGAGGAGGAGCAGCAGCAGCAGAAACGCAUCCAAAACCUGAACCUGUAAUGAAGGAAGCGGAUAGUGGAUUAAGCUCUGUAAGUGGUAAAAUAAGAAGAAGAACAUGCUAUGAAUGUGGUGAAAAAGGCCAUCUUUCUUCCAACUGUCCUAAGAAGCAGCUUGAGAAUUCAGUUGCAAGUUGAAUACAACGAACGCCUUCUCUUUAUUUUUUGUUAGCCAGAAAAAUUUAGUGUACUGUUGAAAUUAUUUUUGCAGUGUAUGCUAUGUAAUCUGAUAUUUUGAAUUUCA
Molecule: messenger RNA, 1516 nt
Organism: Momordica charantia (bitter melon)
Lineage: Eukaryota; Viridiplantae; Streptophyta; Magnoliopsida; Cucurbitales; Cucurbitaceae
Gene: PHIP1
Product: phragmoplastin interacting protein 1
Molecular function (GO): zinc ion binding; RNA binding
Source: RefSeq, a predicted model, not a curated record